CCUACACACUCCCUUUACUAUUCCUUGCCGAGAGAACAGCCCCAAUCCUCAGUUCAGUUCCCUCAACACCAUUGCGACGCUCAACAGCUCCGAUUCAGCGACGCCAUCCGCUUGAAGAUAUUUCUUCGACGUCAGCUGGAGCUGCUCGGGCUUUCCAAUUUUAUUUCGAGUUCAAGGUACCCAUUGGAGAUAUUGAAUUGCUUUCUGAGCAAACUAAGAGAUGGCCAGUGAGGAAGAGAGUGCCGUGAAGGAGCCGUUGGAUCUGAUACGGCUCAGCCUCGACGAGCGCAUCUACGUCAAGCUCCGGUCCGACCGUGAGCUCCGCGGUAAACUCCAUGCUUAUGAUCAACACUUGAAUAUGAUUCUUGGUGAUGUUGAAGAAGUUGUUACUUCUGUAGAAAUUGAUGAUGAAACUUAUGAAGAGAUUGUCCGGACGAAAAAACGGACUGUUCCCUUUCUCUUUGUCAGAGGAGACGGGGUCAUCCUUGCUUCACCUCCUCUAAGAACAGCUUGAUUUAGUUACUUAUAUUGGGAAAUCAAUUGUUGGACAUUUAACAAAUCUCGCUCUCUGUUAUUCUACUUUUAAAUUUCUAAAUGAAUGAGAUUUUUUGAAUGGCAAGUACGUAGGAUCAAAUUUUCAACUG
Messenger RNA from Prunus mume (Japanese apricot), 644 nucleotides. RefSeq names its product sm-like protein LSM3B. Gene Ontology annotation, molecular function: RNA binding. Gene Ontology annotation, biological process: mRNA splicing, via spliceosome. The record is from RefSeq and is a predicted model, not a curated record. NCBI's taxonomy places the organism in Eukaryota, Viridiplantae, Streptophyta, Magnoliopsida, Rosales, Rosaceae.